CGCCAAUUCAUUCAAUUCUACUUUCAGUAAGAACUACGCGGUCUCCAUCCGUGUUCUUUCUGCUUUUGGUUGCUGAGAUACCCCAAAGAAGGCAAUAUGGAGAAGAUCAAGAACAUCCUGUCUCACGGUCAGGACAAGGAGGGCGGCUCUGCACAAGGUCGACACGACACUCCUACCACUGCCGAGUUCGACCGCUCGCAAACGGGAGGAUUGGCUGGCGAAGGCAGUCACUUGACAGGCGCGAACACGUCUACUGAGGCAUCGGGAGAGCACCAUCCCAUUUACGACCAAUUCGCCAAAGGCCCACAUGAAAACAUGAGCAAUGCAAGCAUCAAGUCCGGCGUCAUUGGCUUCCCGCAGGGCGCCGAUGAUAGCCAUGCCGCACGACCGAACAACAACCCGUUCGAGCAGAAGCAGCAUGGAAGCAAUCAGCCUGGCGCAGGUGGCGAUCUGUCAGGUACAAAAGCUGGCAGUCAGGGAUCGGGUCUCCAACAGGGUGCGGCAGCUGGCACUGCUGCAGUAGGUGCCGGAGUACUGGCAGAACACGAAUCGCGAUCUCAGCCUCAGGAACCACCUCGCAAAGUGUCGCCUAACGAGCGCGGGCUUUAUCCUUUGGAUGCAGAUUUGGAUGCCGAGGAUCCGAACUACAAGGCCGGCGGUCAGGCAUCUGGUCUCCAACAGGGUGCGGCAGCUGGCACUGCUGCAGUAGGUGCAGGAGCAUUAGCAGAACACGGAUCGCGGACUCAUCAUCAGGAACCACCCCUAAGCGGGCCCAACGAGAGAGGGCUUUAUCCUCUGGAUGCAGACUUGAAUGCGGAGCAUUCGAGCUCCAUGGCUGCUGGUCAACCUCCGCAGAUCAAUCUGCAGAGACAGGAGUCUGAUGUAGGGCCCGACUCUGGUCGGUCGUUCCCACUUGCUGGCGGUGUCGCGCAUCAAAACCCGCAGACGAGCACAGGCACCAGUGCACGCGAACUGGGCACCCAGGUGAGGGAAGCUGGACUUUCCGACAGCGCCGGCCGCGAGGGUCUUGCUGGUGCUGCUGCCGCCGCUGCAGCGACAUCAGUCAUCCCUCAACACGAUGGUAGGAUCGAACCGAAUCUGCAGGCUAAGACCGUAGACCAGUCCGCACCCGAGCAUCACUACGGAAGAGAUGCUGCGGUUGGUGGAGGUCUGGGAGCAGCUGGAGUGGGUGCUUACGAGGCAACAAAGCAUGGGACCGAGCAAACUCAGUCAACAACCCCAGCCCAGUCUGCGAAUAUUCAAGGUCGAGGAUUAGAGCAGCCUGCACCCGAGCAUCACUACGGACGAGAUGUUGCGGUAGCCGGUGGCUCGGGAGCAGCUGGAGCAGGCGCCUACGAGGCAGCAAAACGCCACCAGACAUCUCAGCCAACAAACCCAGCUCAGUCUGCUAACAUCCUAGAUCGAACAGUGGAGCAGCCUACACCCGAACAUCACUAUGGACGAGAUGCUGCGGUAGCUGGAGGUUUGGGAGCGGCGGGAAUUGGUGCGUAUGAAGCAUCAAAGCGUCACCAGACCCAGCCAACUCAGACCACUGGUCAAUCUGCGAACCCUGAUGCGUUGGCUGCUGCCAGAGCAGCAGCAGCAGACGAGCACGGCUGGACCCAUGAGCAUAAAGGACUUGGUCAUGACUAUAGGGGAGACCCCUGUGACACGCAGCAGGACAAGUCACCUGCAGAGCGUGGUCUUUUGUUCACCUCAGGGCCUCACGCAACAGACACCGCGAACAGGACCGACCCCAAGCUCCACAUUCCUGGCGAGUUUCCCAGCCCGACACCAGUGGAAGAGUCGAACGCGUCGUCCUACGUUUCGAGCAAGCCGACUGCAAAGACCACUCCAUCUGCAUUUGCGGAACCCGAAUUGCGCCACACGGGCUCUCUAGAUGAGCCCCAGGCUCGAUCGGCAGGACAGCCUACAUCGGAGCAUCAAUACGGCAGAGAUGCCGCAAUUGCAGGAGGCUUGGGAGCGGCCGGAGUAGGCGCCUAUGCGGCAGGAAAGCAUCACGACAAGGAUUCUGCAGAUGUGGGCAGCGAAAUUUUCCCUAACGAGCCAAACCCAUACACCAAGAAUCCGGUGGACCCCCGACUUGGCACCACCUCCAAAGUUGGCUUCACAGAGCAAAGAUUUGAUACCGCGGCUUCAUCAAACCGCAGCCCGCGCAACGCUGUUCUCACUGGCGGCGCAAUUGGGUCCUCUCAGCCAUCCACUCAGGAAGCCCCCAAAGCCCCUGAACUGUCCAAUAAGGAAUACCCUUCGGCUGGACAAGACGUCAAGUCCGAUUCGCAGCACCACUAUGGCCGCGACGCCGCAACAACCGCAGGCCUGUACGCCAGCCAGCGCGACGCUGAGCCGGCUUCUGGUCCAGCAUCAUCUACCAUCGGACCUCACAAGAGCAAUGUCGCCAAUGUGCUUGAUCCGAGGGUACAGCCCGAUCCUGAGCUGCAGAAGCAUAACAACGCUGCUCCCACGGUUGAGGACCCCGCGCCUUCGACUGUAGGACCGCAUAAGAGCGAUGUUGCGAAUAUCGUAGACCCCAGAGUGCUUCCUGACCCGCAGAAGCAGAAGGCUGUUUCCAAGGAAGAGACCCGAGACCAGCAACACCACUACGGACGCGAUGCUGCCGUUGCAGGUGGCGCAGGAGCUGCCGGCUAUGGAGCUUAUGAAGUCGCAAAGUCGUACGGCGACCACCCCAGCACGCAACCCAGUGCUGCUAUGAACGACCAGCGGUACGACCCUUCAGCCCGUGGUGCACACGCCCCCGGUACUACGGCACCUGCCACUUCUUCUCAAGAGCAACAUCACUACGGCCGUGAUGCCGCGGUUGCCGGUGGGCUUGGGACUGCUGGGGCAGGAGCUUAUGCUUCCAACCGUGACCACCAGCUGGAGCAUACACAAGCUAUCCCCGGAGGACACGGUUUGGGCGAACAGAGGUACGACCCCUCGGUGUCCACCCAGCAAGCCAGUGCACCCCAGAGCCAGCACCACUAUGGCCGCGAUGCCGCCGUUAUUGGCGGAGCAGGUUCCCUAGGCACUGGAGCGUACGCUGCUACUCGUGAUCAUUCGCAGCCUCAGCAACCUUCUGCCGCUCAGGGUUAUCAGCAACCUUCCGCUGCUCAAGGAUACCAACAGCCGCCUAUCGCCCAGUCUACCGCUCCCACCCAACAACCCGGUGCGUCUCAAACUCAGCACCACUAUGGCCGCGACGCCGCCGUCGUCGGCGGGGUUGGAGCUUUAGGCGCAGGAGCAUAUGCUGCUACCCGUGACCACCCCAUGUCUCAGCAACCGUCUGCUGCUCAGGGAUACCAGCAGCCUUCUACUGCCCCCUCCUCGCAAGACCAGACCCAACCCGGCACCUACCCGCCCCAGGAUCCCUCCCAAAAAGAAGCCCACACCAAACGCAACGCCGCCCUCGGCGCCGGCGGCCUAGCCGCCGCAGGCGCAGGCGCGUACGGCCUCUCGCAGCACGAUGCCCAGAAGGAGCAAGAGCGCCAGCUCAAGGAACAGCAGAAAGCUCAACAAAAAGCCCUGCACGAGCAGCAGAAAGCAUCCGAGAAAGCCGCUGCCGCCGACCAAAAGCACCACGACAAGCUUGUCGCGGCUACCGAGAAGAAGCACGCGAAGGAGGCGGAGCACAAAGAGCGUGAGCACGCGAAGGAGCUUGACCGCCGCGAAAAGGAGAGACUGGAGCAGGAACGCGCGGCGCAGGCGGCGAGCACAACGUUCAUGGUGCCGCAGGGCGAGAGGGAGUAUCCCGAUGGCUCGACCGAGGCGCGCCAAGCCCAGAGCAAUUCUCCGCCCAAGGAGAAGAAACACCGCAUUCUCACCUUCCUUAACAAGAAGGACAAAGACGCCCCCCGCAGCGGCAGCGAUGAUACCUCUCCACGUGGGUCUCGCGACAGCCCGCGCCACAGCAAGGAGUACGCUGCCGGUGCUGCGGGUGUCGGUGCUGCAGGCGUGGGCGCUGCGGCCCUCGCAGAAGACGACCACGAGGGGCGCUACCUCGCGGAGAAAAAGGGCAGGCACGUUCUGCACAAGGAACCGCCAAAGAACCAUCCCGCGUACGAAACACACACGCACGAUCCCGUGGGCAAGCGCGAGCACACAGGCACUGCUGGGCCCAUCGGCGACCCCAACCUCGUCUCCGGCGACCACCAAACCCGCUCAGGCGUAGGCGCACAUCCCGCGGCCGACGCCGUCGGCGGCCAUCACACCGUCACAGAGCCGCAUACCGGCCUGCCCGUGAACGUGGACAAGUACGGCGAUGGGCACGGUGGCACGGACGCGAGCAGGACCAUCCCGGGCGUGCAUGAGGCGCCGGGACAGACGACGGACUGGGAUGCCAUCAAGAAGAAGGAUACGCUUUUCUAAGUCGAAACUCGGAGAGGGGGUCGGACGACGGGUGGAACCUAAUGCGCCUUUGGCAUCAGAUUAUGCGAUGAUGGAUUGGGUGUAGGCGAUGGGGACGGUUCAAGCACUGGCUGCGUUUACGAGCACAUGAAAGUAUACGACAUCAUGAUUGGCAGGAUAGCAAGG
Paraphaeosphaeria sporulosa is the source of this 4551-nucleotide messenger RNA. RefSeq lists its product as uncharacterized. Bases 97 to 4386 code for a protein of 1429 amino acids. The transcript is spliced from 5 exons. The record is from RefSeq and is a predicted model, not a curated record. Lineage: Eukaryota; Fungi; Ascomycota; Dothideomycetes; Pleosporales; Didymosphaeriaceae.